Hermetia illucens (black soldier fly) is the source of this 1138-nucleotide messenger RNA. RefSeq names its product dynein regulatory complex protein 9-like. The coding region runs from base 1 to 999 and encodes 332 amino acids. The record is from RefSeq and is a predicted model, not a curated record. Gene Ontology annotation, biological process: cilium organization. Lineage: Eukaryota; Metazoa; Arthropoda; Insecta; Diptera; Stratiomyidae. Gene Ontology annotation, molecular function: protein binding. Gene Ontology annotation, cellular component: cytoplasm; motile cilium. The transcript is spliced from 4 exons.
AUGAAGCCAUUUGAAAUAAUUUUAACAACUACCGCCUUAAAGGAAGCCCUUGAUCAAAUCGCAAUAGCAAAUCGUGGUCGCCACACACAAUGCACGGGAUUAACAAAGGCAUCCAUUCAAAACCGUUUCAAGGACAAGGUCCAUGAAUCCGUUUAUCAAGAGCUAGAUCCCUUUAGAGUUGCAGAAGAGACACUGAGUGAUAUCAAACUUCAGAAAGAUAUAAAUUUUCUGGAAGUUGUAUUACGCAAAGCUGCCUACGAGUUAUACAUCUCCAAAACAUGGAGCUAUUUGGAAGGAUUAUUGCGAGUAGAAGAAGAGAAUUUAAAACAAGAAAAAGAAAUGAUUUGUAAGCAUAGACGCAAUGCAAUUACGUUCGAAGGAUGCAAAAAGAAAAUGGGAAAGAAGUUCACUAAAUUUGACGUAAAAUUGCGGCUAGUUGACGAGGUUUUGGCAGACGUUAAAAAUGAUUUGAAGAACAUCGCGCAAAUUAAUGAAAUGGAAGUAUCUCUUGUUCAGAAAUGGGAGCAAACUCGUUUUGAUCAAGCACAACUAUUGCAUGAUAAAGAUGAAAAGGAGCUUUGUAAACAACAGAAAUUGUUUGUUCAUAAAAUAGAAAGUGAACAGAGACUUAUUCACGAUAUUGAAGCAUAUAACAACAUACAAAUUAAGGACUAUGAAGAUCAAAUCGACUUCUGGGAACGAAAGUACACUUUGGAGUUAGCAGAACUAAAUAAGAAAAUCAAAAACCUAUCAUCAGCUAUAUUCGAAGUCUGUAAAAAGCAUGAACGUCAUCAAGAUAUUUGGACAAAACGCCAAGAAUACAUAGAUGAAUAUAAGGAACGAAAAGAACGAGAAAGACGCGAAUAUGAAAUCGAACAAAAUAGGAUUAAUUCGGCAAUCAAAAUUCAAGCGUGGUGGCGAGGUGUUAUGGUUCGCCGGCACCUGGGACCCUAUCGACGAAAGAAGAAAGGAAAGAAAGGAGGUAAAAAGGGGAAGUAAUAAAGAUACGAAUAUGAUAAAUCCAUUGCUAAGUCCCUUUAUGCCUUUAUUAUAAAAAGUUAAAUAUUUGAGUACAAAAAAUAUCGGCUUAAGCUAUUUACAUUAUAACAUGUAAGUUUUCCUAUAAAAAUAAAGAGGA